AUGGCCGACAACAAAAUUAAUAAAUUGAAUUUAUAAUUAAUUCAUUCAUAACUUGAAGCUAAAAUAAUAAUAGAGUUUGUUAUCAAAUAGUACUACUAUAAAAUAGAAAUAAAAACAUUAAAAUAUAAAAAGGUUGUCGACACUGGGACUUCCCAAGCGGUCCCCCACCUUAGUACUAACCCAGCCUUAAGGCGCUUAACUUCGGAGUUCGAAUGGGAUCCGGUGUUUUCACCUUAGUAUGGCCGACAACAAAAUUAAUAAAUUAAAUGUUGUCGACACUGGGACUUCCCAAGCGGUCCCCCACCUUAGUACUAACCCAGCCUUAAGGCGCUUAACUUCGGAGUUCGAAUGGGAUCCGGUGUUUUCACCUUAGUAUGGCCGACAACAAAAUUAAUAAAUUAAAUGUGUUGUCGACACUGGGACUUCCCAAGCGGUCCCCCACCUUAGUACUAACCCAGCCUUAAGGCGCUUAACUUCGGAGUUCAAAUGGGAUCCGGUGUUUUCACCUUAGUAUGGCCGACAACAAAAUUAAUAAAUUAAAUAAUUUGCUAUCUAACAAAACUACUAUAAAAUAAAAAUAAGUGCCUUAAUAUAAAAAAAGGUUGUCGACACUGGGACUUCCCAAGCGGUCCCCCACCUUAGUACUAACCCAGCCUUAAGGCGCUUAACUUCGGAGUUCGAAUGGGAUCCGGUGUUUUCACCUUAGUAUGGCCGACAACAAAAUAAUAAAUUAAAAGUUAGAUUUUAUUUGUAAACGGCAAAAAAAUUUAUUUUUGUACAAAGGUUGAAAAGCAAAGCUUUAAAAUAUUAAAUAAAUUCUUGAACAUUUUAAUGAAAAGAAUUUGA
Messenger RNA from Tetrahymena thermophila SB210, 846 nucleotides. RefSeq names its product MFS transporter. The transcript has 4 exons. Lineage: Eukaryota; Ciliophora; Oligohymenophorea; Hymenostomatida; Tetrahymenidae. The record is from RefSeq and is a predicted model, not a curated record.